AUAGAGGCAUAUAACAGAAGAGAGAAGUGCAAGGCUCUGCAAAUUUUGAGAAGCGGUGGUUAAUGGCGGAAUUCCGGUGACUCGCUGGCUGUUGCGGUUUAGGGAGGUGUUAUCUGUGAUUUUGUUUACAUGAGAGAGAAGAAAGAAGAAGCUCAUGGAUAGAACCAGAGAAUCCAGAAGACCAUCCAUGGCCUCCUCCACCCGACGCAGACAUCGAACUAUUGCUCUCAGAGACUCUUCCGAGGAAGGAGCUGUGGAGUUGAGGGAAGGUGUUAAUAAGAGAGGAAGGAAUCCAGAUAGGGAUAGGGAUUCGGUGAACAGGAGCAAGCGGAGGAGAGGCUCUCACUCGCAAAGCACCGAAGAGAGCGUUGGAAACGAACAAGACGAUGAUGUUGUAGACGUUGGCGUUUCUAAGAUCCGUUCUCCUAAUAAUCCGACGUCGUUGUCCUCCGAUCAGAACCAUCGCCGGGUCUUCACGCCGUCGAAACCGCCUCCGUUUAAAAUAACGGAGGAGAUGAUCGGCGUGACUGUUCCCAGGAAGGCUCGUUCAGCUUCUGCGAAAAGGUCUCAUGAAAGUUUGGUCUCAGCAAGUAGCGGCGGCGGGGAGGAGCAGAAUUUCCGGCAACGGUCGGAUUCCCCCGGAGGAAUGAGUGUUGAAGCGGCCUCGCCUUCUUCUUCGAAUGUUUCUCUUAGGAAGAAGAUGAAAGAGAUUGAAGUUGUUCCUAAGGCAUCAACAUCGUCUUCCUCAGACAUCGAGAUUGAGAUAGCUGAGCUACUGUACGGCUUGAAGACUUCAAAGAAUCACGAAUCUUCUUCGGAAAAGCCUGAAGCAGGUGUCAAUCACCGCAACGCCACUAUACCUUGCCCCUCUAAGGAUGUUGAGAAAAAGAAAAUGGAAGAUGACAACAAUUAUUCCACCGCGGUUUCGAAUAAUUCAAGUGAAGAGUUAGUAAGGAUUCAGAUUGAGCAACCUACUGAUGUGAAUUGUCACGAUCGUCCAUCAUCAGAGGCCCCGAUAGAGGGUAUAGGGGAAGACAACAUGAAAUCUGGUGCUGGGUUUGGGGAUGCUUCUGUGAAUGGAAGAUCGGUUUUCCCUUCAAAGAAAUCGCCGUCGCACAUCAAGUUGGAUUACGAUAAACAAGAAUGGGCUUCAAACAGAGUGAUCUCGGUUGUUGCAGAGGGCAACACCCAGCGAGUAGGCAAGUUGGAGAUAGAUCUGAUGGCUCCUCCUCCUAUGGCGCUUUCCCCGGAACGGGAUGAAUUGUCAUCAGAAACUAAAGCUUUGGCACUGGAUGCGGAAAUGAAUGGAAAUAGUGUCAAGUUGGAAACACCGGUUAAGAAGGGGAAAACACCGGAAGAAAUUCAAAAGGCGAAAAUGGUCGCAUUUAAGGAGAAGUUGGAUGUGUUAAAGCACGAUUUGGAGAAGCCAAGCGAUGGCGAUAAGACAAACAACAAAUUAGAAGAGAAGGAUAGGAACAAGGAAUUGCUUACCGUAUCAUCAAAUCCCAAAGUAGAGAAAACCGUUCAAUCUACUUCAAUGCCUUUAUCAACAGCUGAAUCAGGACGGUGCAGCAGUCUCCCUCCCAUUGGAUAUAAGCCGCUCUCGGAGCCAGUUGUGAAGACGGAGAAAACCAUAAGAUCAUUGACACAGCAGCAUGUGAAUUUUGUCCUCUCUCAAAGACAACCGAAGAGAUGUGCAACACAUUACUACAUUGCUUGUAACAUCUUACACCAGCAGUUUACAAAGACGAAACCCCCGUUGCCAGCAGCUACUGGCUCUGGUUCUCCGUGUGGCACAAAACCCAACAAAGUCAACUGUGUGCCCUCUGCAGAAAGUAUGGCCGUUGGGAAGCAAUCUCAAAAACACUUGCCAAUUGUAAACCAGAAUUCUGAACAAGAUAAAGGUUGGGCCGCCACCAGUAAUCCCAGUGUUACCGCAUCCAAAUGUUCUAAUAAUGCCAAUCCAAUGGAUUCAACUCAUAGGGUGCAGCUUGUGUUCCAGCAUGGUCCCAAUCCUGGGCCACCUGGCAAUCUAGUGCAUGGCCCUGCUUUCUUGUACCCUCCAGGGCAGCAUCAAGCUUCAGUUACGGCAACUACUAAUCAGGCAGGAGCUGUGAAUUCCCCUAAUAGCACUUCCUCGUAUAAUAUAUCCCAUAGCUCAGUAGGCGGGUCUCUUGGUACCUCCUCAACUUUGCCAGUGGUAGCUCCUGCAAUGAGCUUUAGCUACCCAAAUUUUUCAGCCAAUGGCUCCUCUCCGUAUAUGACAAUAGUUCACAAUAAUGGGUAUUCAUUUCCUUUCUCAACUUCUCUUGGAGCAGCUGCGACAAUCAGAGGUGCAAGUCCUCCGCAAGCAACACAUGUAAUCAGUGGGCCUUUCUACUCUUCUCAAACGUUCCAUCCACUUCAGCAUCCUCAGUCACAAGCACUGGUACAACCAAGUUAUCUUAAUGCAAGCACAUCAAGCAGUUCAUCAUCUCAUAAACAGCCACAAGUUAAUGGCAGUAAUAUUUUGACAUCUACAACUAUGGAGCAGCAGUCACAAAAGCGACAGACCUCACUCUCUCAUCUACGCAAGCAUGAGACUGAGACAGGUGGAGGUAAUGCACAUUCUGUUGCUACUCGAACAUCUUUCCCUCCGAAGACUGUGCAUGGGCAGAACUUUACAAUUCCAGUUCAGCCAGUGAACUAUUCUUUUAAGCCAUCUGCAACAUCAGAUAUUGUUGUUGGCAAUAGUGGAAGUUUUGGUGACAAGCAACAGCAGCAGCAGCAGCAGGCUUUAAAAGGAGGGGUGGAGAAUAUACCAUCUCAAGCAUUUGCAAUAUCAUUUGCUGCAUUUAAUGGGACCAGUGUUCCUUCAAACCUUAACUUCUCAUCCAUGGCACAGAAUCCUGUGAUACUUCACAGUGUGCCGGAUAUUGCAUGGCAAGGGUAUCAAGCUGCAAGCUCAACUCAGACUACUCAACAGAUGAAUUAUUCAAUUACUGAAACGAAGAGUGGAGGAAAUUCUUCGCACCAAGAAGAUGAAAAGAAAAUUGCAAAUGCUAAGUCUUCAAGCAACGGACCAACCACCCUUGUUUUUGAUAAUUCAUCCAAGAAUCUUAACUUCAUGUUAUCUACUGCCAAUGGAAACUGGACUAGUCAACCUGUUGCUUCAACUUCAAUAACAAGUGUGCCUCUUUCAAGUAGUGCUUCAAGUUCUCAACAGCCACAGCAUUCGCAUCAGCUUUCAAAGCAGCAUGCUGGGCAACAGCAGCAACCCACUCCGGCAAAUCGAUACAAAGCAUCAUCCACUAAUAGCACCCCUGGUCCUGCUACAAAAUUUGCAAACAAUGCCCCUGUUUUCUCACAAACUCUUACUCAAUGCAAAAGUUCUAGCCAAGCUUCUCACGCUAAGGCCUCGGGUAGAACUUCAGAUUCUCAUACUCAUCUCUCAUCUAUCAUGACACCCAAUGCUCCAACCUUCAAGAGUUUUUCUCAGGAACAAGGGAGAAUUUUGUCCGGUCAUAUGCAAAUUUCUUUUGGUGGAAAUUACAUAACUUCCCUGCCACCCCAAGGGCAACAAGUACUCAGUGGCAACCAGCCUAUGUGUACACCACCUCAAGGAAAUAUUAAGUCAAAUUCGGAAGGAAGUAAAAUUGGUUCGUCAGUCAACGCUUCACAAUUUCAACAAGCUGAAAAUUCUGCUGGGAGUGGCCAAAAAUCUUCUCCAGUUUGUGGGAGAAAUGUCCCAUCAAUAUUAAGCUCAUGCACCAGCCACCUAUCAGAGCUAAAAUAUUAGUCACCACAUCAUUUUGCUGCACAAGGAAUUAUCUACAAUUAUACUCCUAUUUGGUAAUCAUCAUAUAUUUUGGAGGUCCUUGCUGCUCUUCUUAAUGUUUAAAGGUGUAUUUCAUGGGUUUUGUUACCGCCCUUGUGGUUUUGGUACGAAUGGUCAUGUCAGCUGCCAGGUGCUUGUAUAAAAGCGAUGCUGUCAUUUGAACAUCACUUAUUGUGAGAGGGCAUGCGGUAUGACAUUUGCUGGUGGGACACAAAGGAGUGGAUAAUGGAAGGAAGUUGGGAUCCAUUAGGCCUGCAAUUUUGAAACAGUAGGUAGCAUUAUCUUGUCAAAUUUCCUGGUUGGUUAGCUUCUGGAAGGCCUUCAAGUUCUCAUGGGAUCUAAUUAAGUUGACACAUUAAGGGAAUUCUAUAUAUGUGUAUAUAUAUUAAUGAUUUUUUUAGCUCCCAUAGCAAAAGAUGUACUUAAAUUCAUUUUUAAUGAAAAAACCUGCAGUUGUUUCUCUUUA
Messenger RNA from Vigna angularis (adzuki bean), 4283 nucleotides. RefSeq names its product protein TIME FOR COFFEE. The record is from RefSeq and is a predicted model, not a curated record. Bases 155 to 3778 code for a protein of 1207 amino acids. Gene Ontology annotation, cellular component: nucleus. The transcript is spliced from 12 exons. Gene Ontology annotation, biological process: regulation of circadian rhythm. NCBI's taxonomy places the organism in Eukaryota, Viridiplantae, Streptophyta, Magnoliopsida, Fabales, Fabaceae.